Molecule: messenger RNA, 2961 nt
Organism: Paramecium tetraurelia
Lineage: Eukaryota; Ciliophora; Oligohymenophorea; Peniculida; Parameciidae
Exons: 6
Cellular component (GO): mitochondrial membrane
Source: RefSeq, a predicted model, not a curated record
AUGCUGUAAUAGUACUAUGACAAGAAGGUCUUGUUUCUUACUGGAUGCACAGGGUUCGUUGGUAAAGUGCUUUUAGAAAAGACCUUGCGUUGUCUUCCAAACAUUGCUUGCAUUUAUGUGUUGAUAAGAUAGAAAAAGGGAAGCAAUCUAAUGGAGAGAUUCAAAAGAGAGAUUCUGGACUCUUAGUGCUUUGAUAGAUUGAGAAAGACUUAUGGAAGUGGAUUUGAGAAAUUUGUUAGUGAAAAGAUAUAUCCUAUAGAAGGUGAUAUGCUGAAAGAUGGUUUAGGUUUGGCUUAACAUGAUAGGCAAAUAAUAAUUAAUAAUGUGAAUAUAAUAAUUAAUUGUGCAGCCAGUGUUGAUUUCAACGCAAGAUUAGAUGAUGCUAUAUAAAUCAAUGUAAGAGGACCUUAGAGAUUUAUAGCUUUGGCCUAGUAAAUUAAAAACUUAGAAAACUUUAUUCAUAUUUCAACUGCUUAUGUAAAUUCAGAUAAGGGAGGAUAUAUUGAAGAAAAAAUUUAUGAUCCAGGCUAAGAGAAUUUAGAAUAGUUAGUCACUUAAUUGUUGAAAACACCUGUUAGUAUCCUGGAGAAGAAUGUCAAAGAUAUAAUUGGAGAUUUUCCAAAUACAUAUACAUUUACAAAGUGCAUUGCAGAAAAACUAUUAGUUUAAACGAGAUCUCCCAAUUUUCCAUUGACUUUAGUGAGACCCUCAAUCGUAGGUGCCUCUUGGAAAGAUCCAGUACCGGGAUGGAUUGAUAGUUUAGUGGCCAGUAGUGCAAUAUUUUUCUUUGUUGGUUUAGGAUUAAUUAAAACAUUAAAUGGAGAUGAAUGCCUAAUUGGAGAUUAAGUGCCUGUUGACUAUGUAUCAGACUUUAUUUUAACUGCUGGAGCAUAUUAAAAUGGGAGAAAAGAGGUUUCUGUAUAUCAUUGCUGUUCCUCAGCCAAAAACCCGAUGACAUGGGCUUUGGCUAAAGAAGUUAAUGCUUAGUUUUGGACAAAAUCUCCGAGUUCUCAAUAAUUCUCUAAACCUAAUUUAACGUUCUAUAAAAAUGAAAGAUUAUAUAAACUUAUGACCAAAAUAAAAAAUACUCCUGCUUUGAUGUAUUAUUAGAUUGCUAAUCGGAUAGGAAAUAAGGAAAUGAAGAUUUAAGCAAAAAGAUUAAAGAAAAUAAUUGAAAGAGCUGAAUCCAUUAACGAAACAUUUAAACCAUUUGUCAUAAAUGAAUGGAUAUUUGAAAGUUCUAAAAGUAACUUGUUAGUGGAAUUCUUGAGCGAAUCCGAAAAGUAAAACUUUAAUGUUGAUAUUGAAAAAUUGAAUUGGAGGAACUAUUUGGAAAGAUUCAAUUGGGGAAUCCAAAAAUAUAUAUUAAAAGAUUAAGCAAGAGAACUAAGCGAGUAAAGCACUGAUGUUUUAUCUUAAAGAAAUUAGUAAUCUUAUUUUAGUGAUAUUGAAUGGUGUCUCAAUAAUGGUUAAGAUUUUAAAACUAAAACUGCAAAAGAACAAAUAAGUUUAGUAAUGAAUUCAUAAAGAGUUCAAUCUGUAAUCAAAUAAUUGGUGGAAGAAAAGGCAAAGAAAUAUUAAUCUGCUACUCUAAACCUAGAGAAAUUCCAUUAAAAUAUUGAAAAACAAGGGGUUGACAUUUGUGAAGUUAUGUUUGCGAAUUAUAACAUGGGAGUAAUCCGCAUUUUUGCUUGGUUUAUAACAAAGGUUUUUAGACAAAUCUAUGAGAAAGUUCAAAUAAAUGAGUAGGCAAUGCUGGAAUUGCAAAAUUAUAACUAAAAAGAAGGAGGACCAUUAAUAUUCAUGCCCACUCAUAGAUCUUACAUCGAUUUUAUUAUGUGUUCAUAUGUGUUCUUUUCAUAUAAAAUUAAGUGUCCACAUAUUGCAGCUGCAGAAGAUUUUUUAUAAAUGUCUAUUAUUCCAAUAAUUUUGAGGGCUUCAGGAGCAUUUUUCUUGAAAAGAAAACAACUAGAAGACAGUAUCCUUUAUAAAGCCAUAUUUUAUGAAUAUGUUCAGAGGAUUUUAAUAGAGGAGUGCUAUUUAGAAUUUUUUAUUGAAGGGACAAGAUCUAGGACUGGAAAAACCUUGAAUCCGAAGUUUGGUUUACUCAGUAUCGUAAGCGAUGCUGUCUUUGAUAAAAAGAUACCAAAUGCCACUAUUUUGCCAAUCACUAUCAAUUAUGAAAAGGUGUUGGAAGCAGAUACAUACCCAUAUGAAUUACUAGGGGAAGAGAAGGUUAAGGAAUCAUUAAUAAGAGUCAUUAAAGCAUUAAAAAUAUUGUCAUCUAAUUUUGGGAAAAUAAAUGUUAGUUUUGGAAAAAUGAUAUCACUUAAAGAAUGGUCAAAAUAAUAAGGAUUGGACUCUUUUGAAAAUAUGAGAGAUAGAAAAAAGGCAGUAGAAACCUUGGGAUAUGAGGUAGCUUAUAGAUUAAUUGAAGAAUUGGUAGUCAUGCCUACUGGAAUUGUAUCCACCCUUUUAUUGAUGAAUAGAAGAGGCAUCACAGAAGACCAACUAAUUAAACGAUUUGAAUGGGUUUUGAAAUAGAUUACAAUGAGAGGAGCUAAGACAUCGAUCACAAACAAUGGUCAAAGUGAUGUUACUGUAAGAAAUUCUAUCGGAUUUUUAUAAGAUUUGAUUUAUAAAAAGAAGAAGAAUGUAUUUGAAUUGACUUUGAUUCCAAAAUAAGAGUACAAAAGCAUAUUGCUGUUGAGUUAUUAUAGAAAUCAAUUAGCUCAUAUUUUCUUUAGCGAAGGCAUCGUAUGCUGUGCCUUAAAUGGAUUUGGUCAUUUAUUAUCUCAUAAGGAAGGUGUAAGCAUUGAAAGGUUGUGGGACGAAAGUGAUUUCUUAUUAAAAUUACUUAAGCGGGAAUAUGUGAUUAGAAAUAGAAUAACCACCAAAGAUUAAAUGAUUGAUUUCAUAUAGUAUAUGAUUGAUAAAAGUAGUUAAUUAAUAAUUUGGUGA